CCUCCCCGUGUCGCCACGGGCUGCCAUCGCAGCGCGCAGCCCCUCGCCAGCUGCCGCCGCCGCCGCCGCCCCGCCUGCCUGCCUGCCUGCCUGCCUGCUUGCCUGCCCCGGCACGGCACGGCGAUGUCCCCCUGACCCCGCCGCCACCGCCAACUUUUCCUCGCCGCCCCUUCCCCACUGGAAGAUGGCAGCAGGGGGAAGCACUGGAAGUUGCAGCCCGCGAGCGAAGAGAUAAGGAAGGAGGCGGCGCGGGAAGAUUCACCCCAGUUCAGGCAAAACCUCAAAAUCUGAACAACUUCUGCCACAGUUUGGCUGUACACCAUUAACAAGUUAUCAUUCCAUCAAGAGCAAUGAGCUCCACAACACAACCAGAUGGGGUUUCUGGACGCGAACAGCUCUUGGCUCAGCAAAGAAUGCACAGUAUGAUCAGCUCAGUGGAUGUGAAGUCGGAGGUUCCCGUGGGAUUAGAGCCUAUCUCACCAUUAGACUUGCGAACCGAUCUCAGGAUGAUGGUUCCCAUGGUGGACCCAAUUAUGCGUGAAAAGCAGCUACAGCAGGAGCUACUUCUGAUCCAGCAGCAGCAGCAAAUUCAGAAACAACUGCUGAUUGCAGAGUUUCAGAAACAGCAUGAAAACCUGACCCGCCAGCAUCAGGCCCAGCUGCAGGAGCACAUAAAGUUACAACAGGAACUCCUAGCCAUUAAACAACAGCAAGAACUUCUCGAAAAAGAGCAGAAACUGGAGCAGCAGAGACAAGAGCAGGAACUGGAGAGGCAUCGCAGGGAACAGCAGCUUCCUCCCCUCAGAGGCAAAGAAAGAGGUCGAGAAAGGGCAGUGGCCAGUACAGAAGUGAAGCAGAAACUUCAAGAGUUCCUGUUGAGUAAAUCGGCAACAAAAGACUCUCCAGCAAAUGGGAAGAAUCAUUCCAUGAGCCGCCACCCCAAGCUCUGGUACACGGCUGCCCACCAUACCUCACUGGAUCAAAGCUCUCCACCCCUGAGUGGGGCCUCGCCACCGUACAAAUACACUUUACCAGGAGCACAGGAUGCCAAGGAUGAUUUUCCACUCCGUAAAACGGCCUCAGAGCCCAAUUUGAAGGUACGUUCAAGGUUAAAACAAAAGGUGACGGAAAGGAGAAGCAGUCCUUUACUCAGGAGAAAGGACGGAAAUGUUGUCAGUUCAUUCAAGAAGCGACUCUUUGAGGUGACAGAAUCCUCAGUCAGCAGCAGCUCCCCUGGAUCAGGUCCCAGUUCCCCAAGCAAUGGUCCGACCAGCAGUAUAACAGAAAGCGAAACCUCAGUUUUGCCAUCUAGCAUUCAAGCUGAGCAUCUGGUUUCACAGCAACGCCUUUUGAUUCAGGAUGAAUCGGUGAACUUGUUGAGUCUGUACACAUCCCCUUCUCUGCCCAACAUUACCUUGGGACUUCCAGCAGUACAAACUCAAAUCACUGCUUCAUCAUCAUUCAAAGAAAAGCAGAAGGGAGAGACCCAGACACUCAGACAAGGAGUGGCCUUGGCUGGACAGUAUGGGGGGAGCAUUCCUCCAUCUUCAACUCAUCCUCAUGUUGCUUUGGAGGGAAAGCCAAAUAGCAGCCACCAGGCUCUCUUGCAACAUCUGUUACUGAAAGAACAAAUGAGACAGCAAAAACUUCUUGUGACUGGAGCGGUUCCUCUUCAUCCACAGUCUCCUUUAGCAGCGAAGGAAAGAGUCUCACCUGGCAUAAGAGCUGCCCACAAACUGCCUCGUCACAGGCCACUGAAUCGAACCCAGUCAGCUCCUCUUCCUCAGAGUACUUUGGCCCAGCUGGUCAUCCAGCAGCAACAUCAACAGUUUUUGGAGAAGCAGAAACAGUACCAGCAACAGAUCCACAUGAAUAAGAUGCUCUCUAAGUCCAUUGAGCAGCUAAAGCAGCCUGGCAGUCACCUGGAGGAAGCUGAAGAAGAGCUUCAUGGAGACCACUCGAUGCAGGAGGAGCAAGCUGCUGCUAGCGGUGCCAGCAUUAGGGCUGAGAGCAGCAGUGCUGGUGUGGAUGACAGAAUAGGACAGCAGGUUGGGGCUGUGAAGGUCAAAGAGGAGCCACCGGACAGUGAUGAGGAUAUUCAAACCCAGCAAAUGGAAUCUGGGGAGCAAGCUGCUUUUAUGCAACAGGAGUUCCUGGCGCAUCGGCGUGUCCACCAGUUGCAAAUCUACCAGGCUCAGAUGGCUACAGUUGGCAUGGCGGGAUUAGAUAAACAUCGGCCGGUGUCCAGGACCCCACCUUCCCCCACUGACUCCGCAUUACCUCACCCAGCCAUGGACCAGCCCAGCCAGCAUGUCUACACAACUGGUGUUGUAUAUGACAGUCUGAUGCUGAAGCACCAGUGUAUGUGUGGCAACUACGCUAAUCACCCUGAGCAUGCUGGAAGGAUCCAAAGCAUCUGGUCGAGGCUGCAAGAAACUGGGUUGCUAAACAAGUGUGAGCGAAUUCGAGGUCGAAAAGCCAGUCUGGAGGAAAUACAGCUGGUUCACUCUGAACAUCAUUCACUGCUGUAUGGCACCAGCCCCCUGAACAGACAGAAGCUGGACCCCAGGAAACUCCUAGGAAACGUGUCUCAAAAACUCUUUUCCUUGUUGCCUUGUGGGGGACUUGGGGUGGACAGUGACACCGUUUGGAAUGAGUUGCACUCGGCCGGGGCAGCACGCAUGGCGGUGGGCUGUGUCAUCGAGCUGGCGGCCCGCGUGGCCUCCCGGGAGCUGAAGAAUGGUUUUGCUGUUGUAAGGCCCCCAGGCCAUCAUGCUGAAGAAUCAACAGCCAUGGGAUUCUGCUUUUUUAAUUCGAUUGCAAUUACUGCCAAAUACUUGAGAGACAAGCUGAAUAUAGGGAAGAUACUGAUUGUAGAUCUGGAUGUUCACCAUGGCAACGGUACACAGCAGGCUUUUUAUGCUGACCCCAGCAUCCUGUAUGUUUCCCUCCAUCGCUAUGAUGAAGGCAACUUCUUCCCUGGCAGUGGAGCCCCAAAUGAGGUUGGAAGUGGCCCAGGUGAAGGUUAUAAUAUAAAUAUUGCUUGGACAGGUGGCUUGGAUCCUCCUAUGGGUGAUGUUGAAUAUCUCACAGCAUUCAGGACUGUGAUCAUGCCAGCUGCCAAUGAGUUUGAUCCAGAGAUUGUCUUGGUAUCAGCGGGAUUUGAUGCCGUGGAAGGCCACGACUCUCCACUGGGCGGGUAUAAAGUCACAGCAAAAUGUUUUGGUCACCUAACCAAGCAAUUGCUGAAGCUAGCGGAUGGCCGUGUUGUGCUGGCACUGGAGGGAGGACAUGACCUUACUGCCAUCUGUGAUGCAUCUGAAGCCUGCAUAAACGCCCUUUUAGGAAAUGAGCUGGAGCCUCUCCCAGAAGAUAUUGUGCACCAAAUUCCCAAUAAGAAUGCAAUAGCUUCUUUAAAAAAGACCACUGAAAUUCAAAGCAAGUACUGGAAGUCAGUGGAGCCAUAUUCUGUGCCAGUGGAUUGUGCUCUGGCUGAGUCUCAGAAACGAGAGAGGGAGGAGACAGAAACAGUAUCUGCUAUGGCCUCCCUUUCAGUGGAUGUUGAACAGUGCUUUCCUCAGGAAGGCAGCAGAGCUGCUGGCGAGCCCAUGGAAGAAGAGCCAGCCUUGUGAAGUGCCAAGUCCUCCCUGAUAUUUCCUGUGGGUGACAUCAUUGUGUAUCCCCCCAAAGCACCCUCAGACAUGUCUUGUCUGCUGCUUGGGUGGCACGGAUCAGAUGGAACAUAAACACUGGGCACAAAACUCUGAAUAGCAGCUUCACUUGUUCUUUGGAUGAACUUGAAAGGGCCCUAAAGAUUCCUUAAAUGUAACCGCUACAAUUCUAGAGUUACAGUAAAACAGGCUUGGGAGAAAGAGCCUAGAGCAUGCUUUUUAUAUGCUGUUUGACCCACUCACCAACAUGAAUUGUGAAAUAGAGUAUUACAAAAUUCUACAUGAUAGAUUAUAGAUACAAGAGUUGCAACAGCCAGCAAAAUACUUGGUAAACUCCAUGAAUCACUUUCUGACACUUUUUACUGGGUAAUUUUUUUCAUACUGUGUUAAACUGUUAAUAGAAUUUGUUUUCUUUGCUUUGUGUAAUGAAGAAAAAAAACCUUUUAUUUUACGUGCUGUUUUUAACCCCUUGUAAUGAGUUCUUGCAGAACGAGUAAAAGGUGUGUAAACUAAGAUGAGGGAUUUUAGCUAAAGGGAAAGUACUUCUUAUUGUACUAUAAAUCCCCCAAAGUACUGUGCUUGGUGGUGCUUUUUUUUUCUUUUCCCUUUUCCCGGACAUAUCUCCCCAUUUUAUGUAACCUUUUCUAUCAUAAAAUCACAUUCACGAUUCCCUAAAAUGAGCGACCUUCUGUCUUUAAAAAAGUGCUGUACCCGCCGUAGUUGACAGUAGCUCUCACCAGAUGUGCAGCAGAGAUCAAGUAGUCUCUGAAAAAUGGAUGGCUUUCCAAAUGUGUUUUUAGUUUGUUCCAAAAUGUUUCUGUGUCCUGACUCUGAGAGCAGCAAUCGGCAGCGGCUGCGUGCAGCUCAUUUGGAGCUCAGGUGUUUCCGUGGAGGUUGCGUGGGGAACGUUUUUACAGGUUGUCGUGUGAAUACAGACUGAUUCUUUUAUGUAGUCCUGCACCGAGAGAGCUGAUGUUGCUUGAGAAGUUUCCAAGGGUUUAGGCUUUAUUUUAGAUCCCCCAAAUGCAGCAAGCUUUCCCUGCAAUGUGACAUUAGCUGUUUGAUUCUGUGUUGGUGAACGUGACAUAGAACUGUGCCUUUAGCUGAUAAUGAACGCUUAAACUAUUACACGUGUUGCCUUACCAUCAGAGAAAGAGAUAGGGCAUGUAUGUAAGAUGACUUCAAAUGAACAAAAUUGUGCUACAGCAACUUUUAUUUUGUUUACAACUUUCUCACCUAAUGAACCCUGGGAGAUACCUUGAAGUAUUCUGCCUGCAGCCAGUAUUUGGUAGCUCGGUUGGCUUUUAAAAUCAAAUGAUGUUCAUUUUUAUACAUUUUCCAAACUGAAAGUAUGUAUUAAAGCCAUAAGUGAAGACUGUCAUGCUUUUUAUUCUGAAAUCUGAAAGAAACCUUAAUUAAAACAAGAUUUUGGUGAAGGCCAUGAUAUGAAAGAUAGGGAACAAUAUGGUUUCAGUUAUAGGCAGACUCAAACCUGUAAAUCAAAGAUGAAAGAUUUCACUCAAAUAGAAUUAUAUAAUUCUCUUUUGUUAUGC
This is a messenger RNA of Cygnus atratus (black swan), 5224 nucleotides long. RefSeq names its product histone deacetylase 9 (gene HDAC9). Gene Ontology annotation, biological process: chromatin organization; negative regulation of transcription by RNA polymerase II. The transcript has 27 exons. Gene Ontology annotation, molecular function: histone deacetylase activity. Lineage: Eukaryota; Metazoa; Chordata; Aves; Anseriformes; Anatidae. The record is from RefSeq and is a predicted model, not a curated record. Bases 351 to 3632 code for a protein of 1093 amino acids. Gene Ontology annotation, cellular component: histone deacetylase complex.